Messenger RNA from Choloepus didactylus (southern two-toed sloth), 2436 nucleotides. RefSeq names its product collagen alpha-1(II) chain-like. The transcript is spliced from 8 exons. Bases 1 to 2436 code for a protein of 811 amino acids. NCBI's taxonomy places the organism in Eukaryota, Metazoa, Chordata, Mammalia, Pilosa, Megalonychidae. The record is from RefSeq and is a predicted model, not a curated record.
AUGGGGUCCUCCGAGCAUUCAAGAGCUCAGCUCUGCUUGACCUCCAUCGCCAGCCCCUCACCUGCCGCCUGCAAGAGGUCUGCUGGCUUUGAAGACGCCUGUCGCAGCUCAGGAUUUACGGGUGCGGAGCAGGGAGGGGCCGCGCCUGAGCUGCAGUGUGCACGGAGACAUCCCGCACCUGCCCCGCAGCCCCUGCCUCUCGAGCUGCGUGGCUCCAACAAAGGGGCUCAGACCCUGGGGACGUACAGGCCCUACAAGAGCACAGGGGAGGAAAUAAUCAUAAUUUUCCAUCAAGUCCUCUCUGGGCUGGUAGCUGAACCCCUGCUGCAGGGGCAGGCCUGGCUCUCGGGGCACCUGUCGCUUUGUCGGGGACUGAGCGGCCUCAGCGGUGGCCCCACGAGCCCGGCUCGUCCCCAGAGCUCAGCCACAGAUUCCAAAGCACGUCGCCUCACGGAGAAGACCACGUCUCCUUCUUCCAGGCCACACAAUGUCGAGGCCCAGAGCCACUUCGUACAGCCCUUCAGGGAUCUCCCCACGGCCCCCCACUCCUGUGGAGAAGAUGCUAAGAGGCGUUUUCGUCCCGGCAUCUCAGUGGUGAGCAGCCCCUCCCCCUGCAGCAGCCGCAUCACAGCCCACCUCACAGCUGGGUACGCUCGGGUGCAAGGGCUCGCCCCGCGUCCCCUCCCCGCCACGCCAGAAGGCAGCGCCCACUCAUGCUGGCCCCUGCACGCAGCCCUCCUGCCGGGCCACACGCCCGUGUGCCGAAUCCGCCACGCCGCUGACAAGGCCCUGGGUGGGCCUCGGGAGCCCUCCACUUCCCCCCAGCAGGGCAAGGGUGGGCGCCCCGGACAGCGUCAGAGGCUGGAGAGCGGCGAGCACAGGCCGCGGGCUCGGGCCUGUCGCUGGGGCUGCACCCGCGGCGCACGGGAUGGCCGGGCAGCGGAGCCCAAGCCACCACCUUCACUCCCUGCCCCACCUGUGGUCCCUGCGGAACGGCCGGGAAUCCCCCAGCCCCGCGGCUGCGACCGUCCCCCGACGCUGGGCCAGGGGCGUUGGCAGCGAAGCCCCAGUGCAGGCAGAAGCCAGGCCCGCGGGGGUCGGCAGGGACUUUCCUGGACGGCCGCUACUCCUGGCGACCUGAGGCGACCCGAGGCCAGGGGGUGGGCGCGGGUUCCUCUAGGCCCCGGGACCCUGGGGGUGGAUCAGAGUCAUCACCUGGCCGGCUUUUUAUGGGGGAGAGGGAGCUGUCGGAAACGGCAACUGGCGCCAGAAUGCCCCAGGGGCUUCUGCCCAAAGAGCCCACGCACCGCUGCACGCAGCUGCCCCGACACACCGACACACCGAGGUCAUCUGGGCCUGAGCGCGCCCCGCCCGCGCCCCCUCUGCCCGCGCACAGCCGGGAGACGAGGGGUUAAACGCUGCUCGCAGGCGCGCGCGGCGAGCUCGGUGCCCACGCAGGGAGGACUCCGGGAGCGGCGGGGGCAGCAGGGAGCUCCGCGCCCGCAGGUGGAGGCGGGGAGGGAGGGGGGCGCCCGGCUGGGCGCGACUGGGCGCCCCUCCGCCCCGGGCGCCGCCCCCGAAAUCCCCACGGCCGCCCCCCACCGCAGGCGCCCCCAGCCCGCCGGCGCCCCGCUUCCAUCCGGCGGAGCUUUCACGCCUCGUACUUGCCCGGUGCUAAGUGCCCGGGGCUCCCCGAUGCGCGCCCGGGGCGUCCCCGGAGCCAAGCCCCGGCUUUCAGCAGGAAAAUUAGCGACCCGGCACGGGGAGCAGCGACUUCACCUCGAGCACCCAAAUGACCCUCGGCCUCGCGCUGGCCCCGGGAACGAGUCCCGCCGCCUCCCGGGCCGCCAGGGCAGAAAGUUUGGGCCAGGGGUGCGCCGGGCCGCGCUGGUCCCUGGGGAGGGUCGAGGUUCCGGAGAAGCAGCCUCGGCUCCCACCCCAACCUCCCUAAAGCCGCUCGGGAGACUCGGCCGGGAGCGCCCCCACGCCGCCCGCUGGAGGGCCCCGCGCGCCGCCCGUCCCCCGCCGCCCUCCCCCGCGCCCACGGUGGCCCUGCCGACCCUGCUCCUCUUUCGGAGGCCGUGGGCGCCCCUUACCCCGCGCCCCGAAUGCUUUGAGCCGUCAACUCCUCCCGAGGACCAGGGCAGGGCUCCGGGAACCUGGGUGCCGGGAGGGAAGCGCACGGCACCACCACGGGGUCGCCAGCCCUGCUCCCCUCCUGCUCCCCCGCCGCCUCCCCGCGCCCCGCCGGGCCGGGAUCUCCGCGCGCCUCGGCCUCCCCCCGCCGGGGAGUUCCCCGCGCGGGGCAUUGUGCCGCCGCCGCCGCCGCUGCGCGGGACUCCCCGGCGUCUCCCUGGAGCCCGACCCCGGGGCCUCUCCAUUCACAAACGCCCCGAAGGGACCUGGGGAGCGCCGAGGCCCUGCGGGGACCCUUGA